Messenger RNA from Drepanopeziza brunnea f. sp. 'multigermtubi' MB_m1, 441 nucleotides. NCBI's taxonomy places the organism in Eukaryota, Fungi, Ascomycota, Leotiomycetes, Helotiales, Drepanopezizaceae. The record is from RefSeq and is a predicted model, not a curated record.
AUGCAAUUCUUCAAAAUCGCCUUCCUCGCUACGAUCAGCGUCGUUUCUGCUAUUGCGAUCCCCGAACCUCAAGGUGGUGGUGGUUGCUCAGCAAGUCAAUACCAAUCAUGCUCUGAUAAUCUGUUUGCUCUAUCGCCGGAUGCCAGUGUAUAUAGUGCGGAGCAUUUGGCCAGUCAGCUUUUUGCACUAGUACCGGAUGCAACUGCUGCAUCCUCUUAUCGUACAACCCGUGCGCACGAUUAUGCGACGAUUCGUAUGCAUUUUGCGAUGGAUUGUGAAGCACGGAACUCUGUUGGAAAGGGAAACGAGACUUUAGCGCGGUAUCUUCCUGAGCUCCGUGUGAGCCCCCGCGCUCUCCUACUACGUCGCAGGCUAAUUCCAUUGCUUAGCACGUCGCCGUACCUUAUAAGAGGUCCCCAAGGUCCAAGCACUGCGUUUUGA